AUGCUGAGGCAUUACCGUGCCCAGCAUGAGAUGGAAGAACGAGUUAAUACUCCCGUGAUUAGCCCUGGUGCUUCCAGAAAGCAGGCGAUUGAUGAGGCUGUAAUGAACAUGAUCAUUACAGACUGUCAGCCGCUUAGCCUUGUGGAAGACAAGGGGUUCCGAGAGCUGGUCCAACUCCUUGAGCCCUCAUAUGUUCUGCCAUGCAGAAAGGCUAUCAAGACCAUGAUUAGCCAGAGGUAUGAGGAGAAAAAGGAGCAAAUUAAAAAAGAACUGAAGAGUGCAGCUGCAGUCAGCCUAACAGCUGACAUGUGGACAUCCAUGAACAUGGAGGCUUACCUGGCUGUGACCUGUCACUAUGUCAACAGUGAGAACCAUACACUGUGUACAUCAAUGUUGGGAGUGGAACACUUCCCUCAGCAGCACACUGCUGAAAAUAUGGCCCAAGUAAAGAAAAACUUAAUGCAGGAGUGGGCCAUAGCAGAGAAAGUUACAUGUCUUGUCACAGAUGCGGCUGCAAACAUGGUUGCAUGUGUCAAAAAGCUCCAAAUCAGGCACACGAUUUGCAUAGCGCAUUCUUUGAAUUUAACAGUUCGAAAAUCAUGUGACCAAAUUGAGACGCUCACUGAAAUCCGAAAUAAAACAAAGCACAUUGUAACAUACUUUAGAACCAGUACUACAGCCAAAGAGAAGCUGGCACAAGUCCAGCUACAGAUGGGAGGACCAGUGAAGAAAUUAAUCAAUGAGGUGUCAACUAGAUGGAACAGCACAUAUUUAAUGCUGGAACGCAUGGCGGAACAGAAGGAGUCGGUGUUGGUAUCACUAGCUUCUUUAAAAAGUGAUAUACCUCAGCUCACUACAAAUGAUUAUAAAAUCAUAGAGGAGACACUCCAUGUGCUUGCUCCAUUUAAUCAAGCGACAGUGGAGCUGUCUGAGGAAAAAAGAGUGUCUGGAUCAAAGGUAAUCCCAAUGCUCAAAAUGUUGCACCUCUCACUGCAACGCAAUGCAUUAAAUGUAACCACGGAAACCGCAAUUAAUCUUGUGGAAAACCUAAAAAGAAGACUGCUAGAAACUCUGUGCAACCUGGAGUCAUUGAGUGUAAUGACAAUGCCAACACUGCUGGACCCUCGGUUCAAGACCAUGGCAUUCUUAAGUGCGUCAAAAGCCAAUGAUGCAGUGAAAAGACUAAAAUCAGAGUGUGCAGCAGUAAUGAGAAACGCUAUACCAACACAAAUGGAAGAUGCCCAAGCUGGACCUUCAACUCAACCAUCUGAUUCCAAUCCAGAUGACAACCUGUGGCACCAGCUGGACAUAGAAGUCAAGGAGAGCAAGGCCAAUUCAAAUGUCACCACCGAUGCCAUUAUCGAGGUGAAAAAGUGA
This is a messenger RNA of Cyprinodon tularosa, 1377 nucleotides long. Its product is annotated as E3 SUMO-protein ligase ZBED1-like. NCBI's taxonomy places the organism in Eukaryota, Metazoa, Chordata, Actinopteri, Cyprinodontiformes, Cyprinodontidae. The transcript has 4 exons. Bases 1 to 1377 code for a protein of 458 amino acids. The record is from RefSeq and is a predicted model, not a curated record.